GUUGGAAACUAAAACAAGGGAAGGCUUGUUUUGAGUUGAAAGCUGGUUACAUAUUAUUUACUACACCAUGAAUAGAUACAAAUAGACAUUCACAAACCAGUAAUCACACUGCACUCUCAAAUCUCAAUAUCAAGUCUCCAACCCAACCAAACUCCAUUGCUCUCACCAAACCAUGAAAAACUCACAAGAGAAGAAACAUGUCGCAGUGUUUGUUUUCCCCUUUGGAAGCCACCCUGUUCCCCUCUUAAACCUUGUGCUCAAGCUAGUUCAUGCCACUCCCAAUAACUUGAAAUUCUCAUUCCUAGGCACUGAACACUCCAACAAACCUCUUCUCUCAAAACCCCACAUCCCAGACACCAUCAAGUUCUAUAGUAUAAGCGAUGGAGUCCCAGAGGGUCAUGUCCCAGGUGGCCACCCAGUUGAGAGAGUAAACUUUUUUCUUGAGGCUGGUCCUGAGAACUUGCAAAAGGGUAUAGACAUGGCAGUGGCAGAGACUAAAGAGAGUGUCACUUGCAUCAUCGCUGAUGCUUUUGUCACACCUUCUCUCCUUGUGGCUCAACACUUGAACGUUCCAUGCGUUCUAGUUUGGCCUCCUUUGUCAUGUUCUCUCUCUGCACAUUUUCACACCGACUUAAUACGCCAGAAAUAUGAUAACAACAGUGACAAAAACACCCCUUUGGAUUUCAUUCCUGGGUUGUCAAAGAUGCGAGUUGAAGACUUGCCAGAAGAUGUGAUCAACAGUACUGACAGCGAAGAGGAGACACUGUUUUCAAAGACACUAGCUUCAUUGGGAAGUGUCUUGCCACAAGCUGAGGCAGUGGUUGUGAAUUUCUUUGAGGAACUAGAUCCACCGUUGUUGGUUCAUGACAUGAGGUCAAAGUUGAAGAGUUUUCUCUACGUUGGUUUUCUGACUCUUUCAGUGCCUCUACCACCCUUGCCUCCAUCAGACACAGAUGCAACAGGGUGCUUGUCAUGGCUGGAUCACAAGCAGAAGCAGAAUAAUGGUGUUGGGUCAGUGGCAUAUGUUAGCUUUGGGACAGUGGUGACCCCACCUCCUCAUGAGAUUGUGGCAGUGGCUGAAGCAUUGGAAGCAAGUGGUGUUCCCUUUCUUUGGUCUCUCAAGGAGCAUCUGAAGGGUGUUCUGCCAAGAGGGUUUCUUGAGAGAACAAGUGAGAGUGGGAAAGUUGUGGCUUGGGCCCCACAGACUCAGGUUUUGGGACAUGGUUCUGUGGGUGUGUUUGUGACACACUGCGGGUGUAACUCGGUGUUUGAGAGCAUGUCCAAUGGGGUGCCUAUGAUAUGCAGGCCUUUCUUUGGGGAUCAUGGGUUGACUGGAAGGAUGGUUGAGGAUGUUUGGGAGAUUGGUGUGAGAGUGGAAGGUGGAGUGUUCACCAAAGAUGGGUUGGUGAAAUGCUUGAGGCUGGUUCUGGUGGAGGAAGAGGGGAAAAAGAUGAAGGAAAAUGCAAUCAAGGUGAAAAAGACAGUUGUGGAUGCAGCAGGACCACAAGGGAAAGCAGCACAAGAUUUCAACACUUUGCUGGAAGUGGUUUCUAGAUCUUAAUUAAUUAGUGAGAAAAAUGUUUUGAAUAUCAACUUUUUUAUUGGUUGAAGUUUUUAGAAAACUAGAAAAAAUGAUGUGUUUCAUAUCGUAUUUGAUGAUCCAAUAAGAUGAUUUUGUAAUUUUUAAUAUAUUUCAACCAACCAAUAAGAGAGUGUAUAUUUCAAUUAAUAUGAGUGUAUUAGAGAGGAUAUUAUUAGUCGUGGUGGUCACUUUCCGAAAGUGUUUGGAAUGUUUUAUUUUUAAUAUCCUUUUCUCUUGUUUUAUGCUGUGAAUGUAUGGCGAAAAAUAAAUGUCUCAUGAUCGUUCAUUGCUCGGAGCAUUUGAACAGAAAUAAAAAAUGGAGAAAGUUGGAUUCUUGGA
Messenger RNA from Glycine soja, 1921 nucleotides. RefSeq names its product anthocyanidin 3-O-glucosyltransferase 7-like. Gene Ontology annotation, molecular function: UDP-glycosyltransferase activity. The transcript has a single exon. The record is from RefSeq and is a predicted model, not a curated record. Lineage: Eukaryota; Viridiplantae; Streptophyta; Magnoliopsida; Fabales; Fabaceae. The coding region runs from base 173 to 1561 and encodes 462 amino acids.